GCAAUUGCGCUGCCCAUCCCGCCCGGACGAACUCUCUCACUCGUCAGGAGAGUAGAUAGAGCGAAACCCUAGAGAGAGAGGAAGACGAAGAAGAAGGAGAAGAAGAAGAGGAAGAAAUUCAAGUUCAGAGCCUUUGGAGCCCUGGAAAUGGAUAGGGUUUCCGAGAAGGAGAAAUCAAGCAAGCGUUCUAGAGAAGAACGCGAUCGAGACCACAAGCAUCGAAGUCGGGAUACCGAGGAUAAGCAUUUAUCCAAGGAUGAAAAGCAUCGUGAAUCCGAUCGCCACCAUCGCCGGCGACACCAUCGAUCGGACCGUGAUUCGAAGCGUGAGCGUUCGCAUGAGCCUCGUGAACACAAACAUCGGCGUGAUAUGUCUCCUGAUGAGCGUGAAAGCUCCCAAGACCGCGAUUUUAAGCGGGAAAGGUCUUAUGAACUUAGGGAGGAGAGAGAAAGAAGUAGGGAUAGGGAUUCGUCUAAGCGAGAGAAGUCGAAUGAACCGAGAGGAUUGAGAGAAGGCAGCGAAGAGCGUGGCAAGCUGCGUGAGGUGAGGCGCGAGGAAUCAGACAAUGAGCAUGAACGGGAAGGGUCGUUCGAGCCUAUUCAAAAUUCCGUACGUCCAAACAAGAGGAAGGAGAGGGGAGGAAGUGAGGAUAGAUUUGAUGGUGGGGAGAAGAGGGCCAGGGCUUCGGAAGUUGGGAAUGAAGUGAAUGGAGCUGAGAUGGAUGAGAAAAAGGAGCGGAGGAGAUUUGCUGACGGUGAGAAAGACGAAGGAGCAAACUUGAGUGGUCGGGGAAGGAGGGACAGGAAGCGGUUUGAGGAUCGAGGGAAGGAAGAAGAUAAUGGUGGAAAUGUUGAUGAGAAGCAUGGGAAAGUGAAUGAAUACAAGUCCAAAGGAGACGUUGGGGAUGGGAAAGUUCAGUUUGGAGGCACCACCGAUGAAAAAAGGUCACUGGGGAAUGGAUCUAUGGUGGAACCUACCGAUAUGCCAUCAGCAAGUGUGCCCCAGAAUUUGUUACAUCCUAGUCAUUCCCUUCCUAUCAAGGUAUCUUCAAUUUCUACCACAAAUGAAAAUAGGGGAGUUAGUAUUACCAGAUCUCAUGAGGUUCAUGGAAAAUCUAGUACAGAUGGGACAUCCUCAACUGCUGGGAAAAGUGGAAAUCUCUCUCUUGAUGCUUUAGCAAAAGCUAAGAAAGCUUUACAGAUGCAGAAAGAAUUGGCGGAGAAGUUGAAGAGAAUUCCCCUGAUGAAGAAGGUUGGGGGUUCAAGUUCUGCUAAUAGCUCAGUUGUGAAAUUGGAGGAGAAAGCUAAACCUCCCAGUGGUAUAUUGGGUCCACUGUCAACUACCAAUGAUGCUACAACUCUUUCAACUGGGGUAGUGUCUAGUUCGUCGACAUUACCUUCUGCUGCCAAUGCUCUUGAUGGUGGUAUUAAUGUUCCGGCUGGCCUUACCUCUAUACCCCAUAUUGAAGCUGUUAAGCGUGCUCAGGAGCUCGCUGCCAGGAUGGGAUUUCGCCAGGAUCCAGAGUUUGCUCCUCUUAUAAAUUUGUUUCCAGGGAAUGUAGCAACUGACGUUGCUGUUCCACAGAAACCAACCAAGGCCCCUGUUCUUCGUCUUGAUGCACUUGGUAGGGAAAUUGACGAACAAGGAAAUGUAGUCAAUAUAACCAAACCCAGCAACCUUAGCACUCUUAAGGUUAACAUCAACAAACAAAAAAAGGAUGCAUUUCAGAUUCUUAAACCUGAACUUGAUGUGGAUCCAGAUUCAAACCCUCAUUUUGAUGAGAGAAUGGGUAUAAAUAAAACUAAACUGCUGAGGCCAAAGAGAAUGAGUUUCCAGUUCGUUGAGGAAGGGAAAUGGUCGAAGGAGGCUGAAACCUUAAAAUUGAGGAGUAAAUUUGGAGAGGCACAAGCGAAAGAACGAAGAGAAAAGCAGGCACAGUUGGCCAAGGCAAAGGCUGCACCUGAUAUAAAUCCAAAUUUGAUCGAGGUUUCAGAGAGAGUGGUGAAGGAAAAAACAAAAGACCCAAUUCCUGAAAUUGAGUGGUGGGAUGUCCCGCUUUUGCAAUCCGGUGCGUACAAGGAUUUGGGAGAUGGUUUUGUGGCCGAUGACAAAUUGAGAAAGGACAAGAUUACCAUAUACGUGGAGCAUCCUCGUCCUAUUGAACCUCCUGCCGAGCCAGCUCUCCCCCCUCCUCAACCCCUAAAGCUAACAAAGAAGGAGCAGAAGAAACUCCGUACACAGCGUCGUCUAGCAAAGGAGAAAGAUAGACAGGAAAUGAUUAGACAAGGCCUGAUAGAACCACCUAAACCGAAAGUUAAAAUGAGCAAUUUAAUGAAAGUUCUUGGCUCAGAAGCAACCCAAGAUCCUACUAAACUUGAGAAAGAGAUUCGUGCUGCAGCUGCUGAGAGGGAGCAAGCUCACAUAGAUCGAAAUAUUGCACGAAAACUCACCCCUGCAGAGCGCCGUGAGAAGAAAGAACGUAAACUAUUUGACGAUUCAAAUUCACUCGAGACAUUUGUGUCUGUUUACAAGAUCAACGAUCUAUCACACCCCCAGGCCCGGUUUAAAGUUGACGUUAAUGCUAGAGAGAACCGAUUGACAGGGUGUGCUGUGAUAUGCGAUGGCAUCAGUGUUCUGGUCGUUGAAGGGGGUAGCAAGUCCAUCAAGAGGUACGCAAAACUUAUGCUCAGGCGUAUAAAUUGGGCUGCUUCUGUGAAAGAGGAGGAAGAGGAGGAAAAUGACGAUAAACCCCUUAACAAAUGUUCCUUGGUAUGGCAAGGAAGUGUUGCCAAAUCUAGCUUCAAUAGAUUUUCCAUCCAGGAGUGCAUGACUGAGGCAGCUGCUAGGAAGAUUUUCGCUGAUGCCGGUGUCGGUCAUUACUGGGAUUUUGCUAUUAACUUCUCCGACGAUCAAUUAUAAUUCAACUUCUGCACUGUUAGUUGAUGCGAAUUGCUGAUGAUUUACUUCAGGUCAAGAAGCAAGAAAUGCAGAAAUGUUAAAAGCCUAUAUAUCAUCACGGUAUUGCCGGUCUUACUUGUUUCUAUUAAUUGGUUAGGUGGGAAGAUUUCAUUAUGUUCCAGCUCACUUUUUCCACAAGUUCCUGGGAAUUUUUCGGAUUUCAUGAGUUGCAACCAACAUCAUCUGUAUGGGAAAUAUGUUUGUAGUAGUUGGUGAUCAGUUGGUAUCGCCCAAGACCACCAUCUUCAAGAAACGGGUAUUGUGUCCAAUAUUCGUCUUAUAGUCUUCAUUUCCUUGUAGUUUUAUAGAAUCUAGAGUUGUGUUUCUUUCUCUUUUCUCCACCCUUCAUAAGUGAGGAAUGUUUGACAAAUCCACUCGGUUGGGUAGUUAAAUGAAGGAAGGUGGCUUUAAAUAACUUUCUACUCAAACAAAGAGGUACCCUUUUUACUAAUUAAUUUCCGCACGGUUAUUGUGAAAACUCUAUACUGGUUCUUCCUUGUUUUAUCUUCUUGUUUCUUCUCAAUUGUAGGUUCAUAGGAGAUUUGAACCCAUGGCGAAAAAGCUCUGACCAAUUGAAUUUCAUCGGUUGAGUUUGUGAUUAAGGGUGAGUGAGUUUGAUAAUAUCCAUUCCCACAAAUGUCUUUUCAUUUUAGUAAAAUUUUACACCAUUUCCUGGAUUUUCAAAUGAUUAUAGUAAUAAACACAUUCUAGUUGAAGGUGUUUUGUAGUA
Molecule: messenger RNA, 3688 nt
Organism: Cucumis sativus (cucumber)
Lineage: Eukaryota; Viridiplantae; Streptophyta; Magnoliopsida; Cucurbitales; Cucurbitaceae
Product: protein RDM16
Exons: 6
Coding region: 148-2919 (923 amino acids)
Biological process (GO): mRNA splicing, via spliceosome
Cellular component (GO): U4/U6 x U5 tri-snRNP complex
Source: RefSeq, a predicted model, not a curated record